Messenger RNA from Vicia faba (fava bean), 1212 nucleotides. Lineage: Eukaryota; Viridiplantae; Streptophyta; Magnoliopsida; Fabales; Fabaceae. The record is from the annotation of a GenBank genome assembly.
AUGAUGGAGAGUGGGAAUGGGAACCGUCGCUCUUCGUUUUCCCAACAACGGCGCUACCAAUUCCCUUUCAAUGCUACCCAACAAUCCAAAGUUUCAAACUUUUCUCAAAGGGCCACUCCUCCUCCUAUCACUGGUAGUAAAAGUAACGCCUCUACCUCCGAUUUCAAUGAAAAUUCACAAGGAUCUUCCAAUUUUGGGGGUUUACUUGGAACUUGUUCUUAUCUGUGCCCAGAAAGAGAGAGGAUCCAGCGUGAGAAACUUCGAGAUUUGGCAGUUUUUGAGAGGCUAAAUGGUAAUCCUGGAAAAUCAUCUCCAGCUCUUGCUGUCAAGAAGUUUUGCAGAACUAUAUCCAUCAAAGAAGUUCAAGCAUCUGAUAUGCGACCUCUUAAUGUAUUAGAAGAUACUUUAAAUUAUCUAUUGGGCUUGCUGGAUUCUAAGGAGCAUCCGUUCGAAGUAGUUCAUGACUUCAUCUUUGAUAGGACAAGGUCUAUACGUCAAGAUCUUACUAUGCAAAGUAUUAUAAACAAGAGAGCUAUUUUCAUGUAUGAGGGAAUGGUGAAAUUUCAUGUUAUAUCACAUCGCAAGCUCUGGUGUUCUACGGAUGAUCCAAACAUCGCAUCCAUGCAUCAUCUCAACAUGGAACAGCUCACAAAGACAUUGUCUUCUUUAUUCAAUCUCUACGGAGCAAAUAGAAAUUCAAAUGAUUUACAUGAAAAUGAAGCUGAGUUCCAUUCAUUCUAUGUGCUUCUUAAUCUUGGUUCUCACAGCAAACCAAUGGGAGAACCUCUUUCUUUAUGGUUUAGUCAUGUAUCAACUCCAAUAUUGAAGUCAAAAGAAAUGCGUUUUGCUAGGAGAAUCUUACGCUCGUUCCGAAUGGGUAAUUAUAUGGAUUUCUUCCGAACUGUAGCAGCUGGUGCAUCAUAUCUACAGUACUGCAUUAUGGAGCCUUAUAUCGAUGAAGUUCGUUCACUGGCUUUAUCUUACAUAAAUUUCGGCGGCUACAAACUUCAUCCAUAUCCUCUGUUCGUCCUUUCAAAACACCUGAUGAUAGAGGAAUCGGAUUUGGAAUCUUUUUGCCAUUCUUGCGGUCUUGAGACAUGUAUAGACGAAUCUGGAAAUAAGUUACUUCAAACAAAGCAAACUACCUUCAGUCCUCCCAAAGGUGGUUUCCAGAAAUAUAGCUUCUUGGGCUUGCAAGAUUAUGAAAGGUAG